This is a messenger RNA of Dovyalis caffra, 567 nucleotides long. The record is from the annotation of a GenBank genome assembly. Lineage: Eukaryota; Viridiplantae; Streptophyta; Magnoliopsida; Malpighiales; Salicaceae.
AUGUCCCCUGCUGUUGGUUUUGCGUAUAACCUGCCAAAAUUUCAUUUUCAUGCUUCGCAGCAUGUUCCAAGAAUUAAUGGAGAAAUUCCAUCAAUUGAUGAAGCAACCUCAGAUCAUGAAAGGCUUCUGAACAGGUACUGUUUCCGUGCUUUAUCAGAUCAAAUAUAUAAUACACCUGAUCGCCACAAAAUUAUAAGACGACGGGUUGUGUAUCAGCUUAAAUCUCACCCGGAGAUAUACGAGGGAUAUGUUCCCAUGGAGUAUGGUGACUAUUUGAGGAAGAUGUCAAAGAGUGGCGAGUGGGGUGAUCAUGUGACAUUGCAGGCAGCUGCGGAUUCGUAUGGUGUGAAAAUACUCGUCAUGACUUCUUUCAAGGACACAUGUUACAUAGAGAUUCUUCCUGUCAGCGAAAAGUCAAAAGGAGUCUCGUCUCGCCCAUAUCUAUGUACAAAAUCUCAAAUCUGCAAUCUUUUAGAGCAAUUUAGGAGGAAGGUCAGGUCCAAAGGAAACCCAAAUUUAGGUGAACUAGAAGCUAUACAAAGAGUCUUACUCAGUCUCCAAUCCUGA